Messenger RNA from Carlito syrichta (Philippine tarsier), 5914 nucleotides. RefSeq names its product kinesin family member 5A (gene KIF5A). The record is from RefSeq and is a predicted model, not a curated record. Gene Ontology annotation, molecular function: microtubule motor activity; ATP binding; microtubule binding. Bases 105 to 3203 code for a protein of 1032 amino acids. NCBI's taxonomy places the organism in Eukaryota, Metazoa, Chordata, Mammalia, Primates, Tarsiidae. Gene Ontology annotation, biological process: microtubule-based movement. The transcript has 29 exons.
GAGCACUCGCCCGCCGCCUCGGCCUCCGCUGAGCGCGCCCUUCUCCGGAGCGCAUCCCGCCGCGGCAGCCCGAGGAGCGUCCCGGCCCUGCGCCGACGACCACCAUGGCGGAGACCAACAACGAAUGCAGCAUCAAGGUGCUCUGCCGGUUUCGGCCCCUGAACCAGGCGGAGAUUCUGCGGGGGGACAAGUUCAUCCCCAUCUUCCAAGGGGACGACAGCGUCGUUAUUGGGGGGAAGCCGUAUGUCUUUGACCGUGUAUUCCCCCCAAACACGACACAAGAGCAGGUGUAUCAUGCGUGUGCCAUGCAGAUCGUCAAAGAUGUCCUUGCUGGCUACAAUGGCACCAUUUUUGCUUAUGGACAGACAUCCUCCGGGAAAACCCAUACCAUGGAGGGAAAGCUGCACGACCCCCAGCUGAUGGGAAUCAUUCCUCGAAUUGCCCGAGACAUCUUCAAUCACAUCUACUCCAUGGAUGAGAACCUUGAGUUCCACAUCAAGGUUUCUUACUUUGAGAUCUACCUGGACAAAAUUCGUGACCUUCUGGAUGUGACCAAGACGAAUUUGUCAGUGCACGAGGACAAGAACCGGGUGCCGUUUGUCAAGGGUUGCACUGAACGCUUUGUGUCCAGCCCAGAAGAGAUUUUGGAUGUGAUUGAUGAAGGGAAAUCAAAUCGUCAUGUGGCUGUCACCAACAUGAACGAACACAGCUCUCGAAGCCACAGCAUCUUCCUCAUUAACAUCAAGCAGGAGAACAUGGAAACAGAGCAGAAGCUCAGUGGGAAGCUGUAUCUCGUGGACCUGGCAGGGAGCGAGAAGGUCAGUAAGACUGGAGCAGAGGGCGCCGUGCUGGAUGAGGCAAAGAAUAUCAAUAAGUCACUGUCCGCCCUGGGGAAUGUGAUCUCCGCGCUGGCUGAGGGCACUAAAAGCUAUGUUCCAUAUCGUGACAGCAAAAUGACACGGAUUCUUCAGGACUCUCUGGGAGGAAACUGCCGGACGACCAUGUUCAUCUGUUGCUCGCCGUCCAGCUACAACGAUGCAGAGACCAAGUCCACCCUGAUGUUUGGGCAGCGGGCGAAGACCAUUAAGAACACUGCCUCUGUGAACCUGGAGCUGACUGCUGAGCAAUGGAAGAAGAAGUAUGAGAAGGAGAAGGAGAAGACAAAGACCCAGAAAGAGACGAUCGCCAAGCUGGAGGCCGAGCUGAGCCGGUGGCGCAAUGGAGAGAACGUGCCUGAGACGGAGCGCCUGGCCGGGGAGGAUGCAGCCCUUGGGGCCGAGCUCUGUGAGGAGACCCCAGUGAAUGACAACUCGUCCAUCGUGGUGCGCAUUGCGCCCGAAGAGCGGCAGAAGUACGAGGAGGAGAUCCGGCGCCUCUAUAAACAGCUGGAUGACAAGGAUGAUGAGAUCAACCAGCAGAGCCAACUCAUAGAAAAGCUCAAGCAGCAGAUGCUGGACCAGGAAGAGCUGCUGGUGUCCACCCGAGGAGACAACGAGAAGGUCCAGCAGGAGCUAAGCCACCUGCAGUCGGAGAACGACGCCGCCAAGGACGAGGUGAAGGAGGUGCUGCAGGCCCUGGAGGAGCUGGCGGUCAACUAUGACCAGAAGUCCCAGGAGGUGGAGGAGAAGAGCCAGCAGAACCAGCUCCUGGUGGACGAGCUGUCUCAGAAGGUGGCCACCAUGCUGUCCCUGGAGUCUGAGCUGCAGCGGCUCCAGGAGGUCAGUGGACACCAGCGAAAACGAAUCGCUGAGGUGCUGAAUGGGCUGAUGAAGGAUCUGAGUGAAUUCAGCGUCAUCGUGGGCAACGGGGAGAUCAAGCUGCCGGUGGAGAUCAGUGGGGCCAUCGAGGAGGAGUUCACCGUGGCCCGACUGUACAUCAGCAAAAUCAAAUCGGAAGUCAAGUCUGUGGUCAAGCGGUGCCGGCAGCUGGAGAACCUCCAGGUGGAAUGUCAUCGCAAGAUGGAGGUGACUGGGCGGGAGCUGUCAUCCUGCCAGCUCCUCAUCUCCCAGCAUGAGGCUAAGAUCCGCUCACUUACGGAAUACAUGCAGAGCGUGGAGCUGAAGAAGCGGCACCUGGAAGAGUCCUAUGACUCCCUGAGUGAUGAGCUGGCCAAGCUCCAGGCCCAGGAAACCGUGCACGAAGUGGCCUUGAAGGACAAGGAGCCCGACACACAGGAUGCAGACGAAGUGAAGAAGGCCCUGGAACUGCAGAUGGAGAGUCACCGGGAGGCCCAUCACCGGCAGCUGGCCCGGCUCCGGGAUGAGAUCAAUGAAAAACAGAAGACCAUCGAUGAGCUCAAAGAUCUGAAUCAGAAGCUUCAGUUAGAGUUAGAGAAGCUGCAGGCUGACUACGAGAAGCUGAAAAAUGAAGAACACGAGAAGAGCACCAAGCUCCAGGAGCUGACAUUUCUGUACGAGCGACAUGAGCAGUCCAAGCAGGACCUCAAGGGUCUGGAGGAGACAGUUGCCCGGGAACUCCAGACCCUCCACAACCUUCGCAAGCUGUUCGUUCAAGACGUCACGACUCGAGUCAAGAAAAGUGCAGAAAUGGAGCCCGAGGACAGUGGGGGGAUUCACUCCCAAAAGCAGAAGAUUUCCUUUCUUGAGAACAACCUGGAACAGCUUACAAAGGUUCACAAACAGCUGGUACGUGACAAUGCAGAUCUGCGUUGUGAGCUUCCUAAAUUGGAAAAACGACUUAGGGCUACGGCUGAGAGAGUUAAGGCCCUGGAGGGUGCACUAAAGGAGGCCAAGGAGGGCGCCAUGAAGGACAAGCGCCGAUACCAGCAGGAGGUAGACCGCAUCAAGGAAGCUGUUCGCUAUAAGAGCUCGGGCAAGCGGGGCCAUUCUGCUCAGAUUGCCAAACCUGUCCGGCCCGGCCACUACCCAGCAUCUUCCCCCACCAACCCCUAUGGCACCCGGAGCCCUGAGUGCAUCAGCUACACCAACAGCCUCUUCCAGAACUACCAGAAUUUGUACCUGCAGGCCACACCUAGCUCCACUUCAGAUAUGUACUUUGCUAACUCCUGUGCCAGCAGUGGAGCCACGUCUUCCGGCGGUCCCUUGGCUUCCUACCAGAAAGCCAACAUGGACAAUGGAAAUGCCACAGAUAUCAAUGACAACAGGAGUGACCUGCCGUGUGGCUACGAGGCUGAGGACCAGGCCAAACUCUUCCCUCUCCACCAAGAGACAGCAGCCAGCUAAUCUCCCACCCUGACGGCUACACCUGCACUUUCAGUUUCUAAGAGGGACUGAGGCCUCUCCUCUCAGCAUGCUGCAAACCUGUGGUCUCUGAUACUAACUCCCUCCCCAACCCCUGUUGUUCAACUGUACCAUGUUUGAUGUCUUCUCUUACUUACGCUGUAUCUCUUUGUACUCUGUAUCUAUAUAUCAAAAGCUGCUGCUAUGUUUCUCUUCUCUCUGUCUCACUCUCCAAGUAUCUAAUGAUGUAUUUAGCAAUUUCUAAGUAUAGCCCUGUCCACCCUCCUCAUUUGGGGCAGUAGGGAAGAGGGUAAUGUUUCUUCUUUCUCUCUGUAUACGCGUCUCUCACACUGAGUUAUGUUAGUCACUGAGUAGAGGUCACAGAGAUGACAAAAGGAAAAAUGGGAGCUGGGGGGCUGUGAUCCUUCUCUCUCUCUCUCUCUCUCUCUCACACACACACACACACACACACACACACACACACACACACACACACACAAAGCCUUAAGCUUCUAGAAGAAUGUCUUAGCAACAUAAGACAGAGAAAGAGACCUUCCUCCCUCCUCUUUCUCAUAUGGCACAGGGGAAGGUACAAUGGAAGGGCUGCUGAAUUAGACAUAGAAUGUUCUCCCUAAACUCCUCACCUGAGUCAAGAGAUUCUGAGUGUUUACCUCUGCCCUACAAAAUCUACCUUUUCCUCCCUCUUCUUGUUUUCCCUGGACCGAGAACACGGGUUGUCCAAGGAACCAUUUCCCCUUCUCCAAAGCUCCUUUUGAUAUUCCCUGCCCCAGAGUUUAUGACUGGAACUGAGAGUUGCGUAAAAUUGUUUUGAAAAAUGGAGGGGCAACCUUCUCCCCUCAGUUUGUCAAAUGACUACUCAUCUGUCCAUGGCAAUAGUUAUAGGCAAGUGUAGUCCAAAUGGAUGGUUCCUUGGGUUUGGGGGUGAAUAGGCUGGGAGGUUCCUAGGUGUUUUUGCCACCGUGCCCUCAGGUGGAAGUGAGGAGCUGGAUUCCUUUCUUUGUCCCAUAUUGGGCUGCCCCACCCUCCCGGCUCCACCUUUUGGUUUGGAGGCUUCCAGGUCAUGGACAAAAUAUCUCUCUCCAGUUACCUUCCUUCAUGCUGGAACUGACUUUUCCCCAAUGUACAUUUUCCUCCCUACAAAGAGUUCCUUCUAUAAUGUCCCCAUUUGGUAUUAAGUGCACUUUAAAGAAAGGGACAGGGCAGAUUUUCCAGAGGUGGGAGAGUCCUAGGGCUUGGCCCUAAGGGCUCUCUUCCCCAGCCAUUCUCAGCCCAGAUUCCCUUAUAUGUAAGAGGACUGUUGUUUUAGUUCCAGAUGGUCCUUUCCUUCCACAUGGUGCUAAGGUGGUUUUCUAGGUAACUGCAGGGAUGGAGGUCACUAGCCAGUUUAAGCCAAGAAAGUCUGGUGUCCUGAUAUCCAUCUUAUUUAGGAUGGAAGACCAGGAGCCUCCAGCAGCAGGGCAACCCCUCAUCCAGCUUCUCCUAAGUCAGGGAAGAACGCCCAGUGGGGGGGGCCAGCUGGUACACACAGGCUGCACUGGCCUGUGACUCCUUUAAGAGAAAGAAGCCCCGCUCCCCUCACCUGUUUAGCAAGCAAAGGAGAAAUGCUCUCCUCACCUGUUGAGCCCAUUUAGCAGAUGAGGAGAGAUGCAGGGGAAAAAACUACCAGAGGGGUGUGGAACAAAUCCAAAGUGGUGAUUUUCAAAUAUUUUUCAAAACAAAUCUUAUAUAGAACCCUGAUAUAAGAAAUAACAUAAAAUAAUGCAGAUCUCGGCAGUUUGCUUUUUUUUUUUGAGUCAGAAUAUCACUCUGUUGCCCGGGUUGGAGUGCACGAUCCCAGCUCAGCACAGCUUUCCUGGGAUUAGGGGAUCCUUCCACAUCAGCCUCCCAGGUAGCUGGGACUGCAGGUGCAUGCCACCAUGCCCGGCUAAUUUUUUUUAUUUUUUGUAGAGAGGAGGUCUUGCUAUGUUGCCCAGGCUUUUCUGUUUUUGAUGGAAAAUGCUUCAUUAGCUGAGAAGCCUCUGGACAGUCCUAAGAGACCCAGAGGAUUCAAAGAGGAGUUUGAAAACCACUGUUCUGAGGAAGGAGGUCUAAUCUGGCUCCUGUACACAAAACCUGCAGCUCAAAGAAAGGAUGGAAAGGGUGGGGUCCAUGAGCCAUGCUGUCUCCAGACCCAGCCGGGAGAGGAAGGGAGAGACCUGCGGACUUAGGCUCACACUUCCAGCAGGGCACCUGUGAAUCCGGAGGGGGUGGGGUGGGGGCGUUGUGUAAUCUUGCGUCAAACCGUUCUUUUAAAAACACAAGAGAAAAUGUGAGGGUGCAGGACAGAUAAGGAGACAGAUGACAGGGAGCAGUCUUCUCCUCAGCAAGAUGUAAGGGAAAUGGAACUCACUUGCAUAAAUAAGCCACAACACACACACACACACACACACACACACACACACACACACACACACACACACACCCUUCACCAGAAGCUUCACGCUCCAUCCUCUUCCUCCUUCCUGCCCCACCUUGCUGCGUCCCUCCUUUCAGAGCGCCAGGGUCACAGCCAGGGGCACCUGGCCUGCCCACUCACAUCUGCCAAAAUCUUGCAUGCCAGUGUGGAAGACAAACCAAACUGCACAAAGCCCAAUGUGUAUUUACUUGGUGUACAUAGAUAUCUUUAAAAUAAAAUAAAUCCGAUGAUGACUGUA